Messenger RNA from Cornus florida, 912 nucleotides. RefSeq lists its product as uncharacterized. The coding region runs from base 1 to 912 and encodes 303 amino acids. Gene Ontology annotation, molecular function: ubiquitin protein ligase activity. Gene Ontology annotation, biological process: protein ubiquitination. Gene Ontology annotation, cellular component: cytoplasm. The transcript has a single exon. The record is from RefSeq and is a predicted model, not a curated record. NCBI's taxonomy places the organism in Eukaryota, Viridiplantae, Streptophyta, Magnoliopsida, Cornales, Cornaceae.
AUGGCGACAACAAGAGAGGUGUAUGUUAGGGCUUUAGCUUUUUUUAAUAUCAGAGGAGGUGAUGAUCAGUCCCUGCCUUGUAUCAACUUUAAAAUCAAUUUACUGGUGGAGCGGACUUAUCAAUCUUCCGAUGGAGCCCUUAAAAGCAUCACCAGAGACGGAGACAGACAGCGCAUCAUCAGAGACCUUAUCGGAGAGAUUUCAUCAGAAUAUCCAUAUCACUCCAUAACCUAUGAUCUCCUCUCCACAAUGAUCGAUGGAAUGGAAAUCCCUUUCCCAUUAGAGAAGAUGCAAUGGGAUGGUAACCGUAACUGCAAACCGCAGCAGGCCGAGUUGGAGAACGUGGACGACCUAAUCAUUCGUGUUUUGGACGAGGCUCGUUCCAUGGUGAAUAGUAAUUAUAGUCAGAAUAAGAAGAUAUUGGCGUUGGAUCUCUACAUUGAGAAUAGAGUGAUUUUACCCCGCCAUGAAUUCGAAGCAAUGGACCGGGCCAGAGAGAAGGAAGACCGUGUGUUACGACUUCAUCGAUUGGUUUCUUCCUUUGAUCUCUUUUUGGACUUUUGUAUAAUAACGAGGGAAAUAAAAAAUCAUGUUAGGGACACAGCGCCCAAGGAGAAGGCGUUCUUGGACAACAAGUAUGAACGUGACUUGGAAUUGUCAUUGUUGGAACGAGCUAUGAAGGACUACUUCCAGUCAUUAGAGACGCUCAGAUUUGAAGGUAAUACUAAUAAUGUUGAUGGUGAUGAACAAGUACUUUGUGCCAUUUGUAAAGAUGAGAUAUUAAUUGGUUCGCGGGUCAUUCGCAUGCCAUGCUCUCAUUUAUACCAUGUCUUCUGCAUUGCAGAAUGGCUCAAAAGGAGUCUUAUGUGCCCGUUGUGUCGCUUCAACUUGUCAACCACUUUCCCAAUGUAA